GUACUAGUAUUUCAAUAAAACUUUGUUGAAUGGUGUACAUCUGGUGAGAUAAGUGAGGAUACACUUAUUAAAUAUUUAUGUAAUGCAUGUCAUGUACAGCAUGUGAUAUAUUUGUGGCUGUGAAACUCGGAAACUGAACCGAUGUCACUCGAUUCACCUAUUUAUCCAGGCAUUGUUACUGGACCAGUGAUAUCUCCUGUUAAAAUCUUACCUGGUACAAUACCAUCUUCUCCUCGGCCAAUCAUUUUAAUUAGAAAAAGACCGACCAAUGAUCAACAAACCCAUCCUGGUUUACCAGAUACAUCAAACUCAGAUACAACACCUAUAAAGAAACCUCGUAAACAACUCUUAGAACCUUUUCAUUUGACAACAUCUCACAGCAUUAAAUUACUCUCAGCCAGUGACACCAAUGAAGAUACAACAACAACAAGUGGUACAAGUAAUAUUAACAGUACCAUCCCCACCUCUAAUAAUAUCAAUAAAGACGCUGCACCUGGAGGUGUGAUCACCAUUCACAAGAAACCUCGUCCAUCCAUCCUUAACUCAUAUAAUGUACCUUGGAAAUCAUUGCAAUAUCAUUUUCUAAGAUAUUCAGAUGUGAAACAAAAACCCGACAAAAAGACAACUCUUAGUGAACUAUCCAAUGAAGGUUUACAAAGGAAGAAUGGUUGGAAAGUACAACAUCUUGUUACUCAUAUUGAAGACGCAGAUGAAGAAGAGGCUCAACUUUAUAGCCGUUUAAGAACAUUUUCAGACUGUUUCGAUAAAAGUGAUCAUAGCAAAAUUAAUAUGUUGGGUCAAAGUUUUUUAAACUCACAGCGAAAUUUCAUCGACUCUCAUUUACAACUGUUUGACAAGUUAUCGGAUCUAAUACGUGGUAACCUGCAACGAAGUAAACUUUUUCAAGAUCAAAUCAAUGUAGGAAAAAAUCUUUUACUCAAGUUGAAUCAUUAAUAUCAAAUCAUAUUGAGAUUUAACGGAAUCACAGCUGGCUUUAGUAAAAAAUGCUGAUCUUAAGUUACGAUCAAUCAUUGAUUAUUUUAUUUAUAUUCAAAUCCUGUUGCCAUCAUUAAAUCCAUUUGCACUAUUGGAAAGUUCAACAAUAAACCAGGUUUUGUUUUGAAUGUGAUGCCAAGAACCAAGUUUAUGAUGUGCUAUCAACAAAAAUCCGAAUGGACAUUAUUUAGAUCGUCGCUUUUCUCUGAACCAAUAAAACGUAAAAUAUUUUCAUGUUCAAUUUGCGUUGUCUUAUAAACAAGCUGUUCAAUUAUCCAUGAUGACUUCUCAUGCGAUGGAAAACUUCAACGAAACUUUUAUCUCGGCGAGUUUUUGGACAAAAUCAAUUUUGACAUUCAAAAUUUGACGGCAUUCCAGAAUUUUAAAAUUAUGAUCAUGUAUUUUUGAUUAAGAUUCAUUUAAUGUCGAACUUUCAUUUUUGGCUUUUUUGAUCUGGAUAAAUCUGACAAAACAUGCUGAA
This is a messenger RNA of Tetranychus urticae (two-spotted spider mite), 1477 nucleotides long. Lineage: Eukaryota; Metazoa; Arthropoda; Arachnida; Trombidiformes; Tetranychidae. The record is from RefSeq and is a predicted model, not a curated record.